AUGGAUGCAGGUUGUGGCUUAGACUUCAGUUAUCCUUAUCAACCAUCUGGCUACUGCAUUGCUCCCCAAAGGAAAAUAAUCCAAUGGGACAGCAUCUCCACACUUCAUUGCUGUAGAAAUGCCCUCAUUGUGUUCUCCUUGGCUUUAGCUCAACGAUCAUGUAACCAAACCGACGCCAGUAUUUUUCUUGAGCAAAAUCAGUGGAACAACUGCGGUGGCCCUUUUCGAAAUCAACCACAGGUGUCCCUGCAUUAUUGUGGCUUUGAUAAAUUUUACAAUGGCAAUACCACAUGCUCAACGUUCUCUGUUUCAGCAGUUCAACAGAGGAGUGAGUUUCAGGAUGUUUUGGAUUCGUGUUCUCUUUUAAACUCUUCGUUUGAUGCAUGUGGAAACUGCUCACAAGCAAUAAAAACACUAAGGGAUGCUAUGAUGGAAUCCAAGGAUCAUCAGCAUGAUGCUGAUGCCAAAGCUUCGUGUGGAUUAGCAGCUGUUAUUUCCAUUGCAGCCUCUAAGUGGAAUGAUUCCUCUUUUAUUGGCAAAUUAUAUGGCUGUUUUGAGUCUUUAGAUGACCUUGAUCCUGGUUACCUCAAGCUCAAAAAUUCUAUGGUGAAAGUGAUAAUUGCGAUCCUCACAGCGUCAAUCACAGUGAUGAUCGUCCUUGCACUGAUAAAAUAUGUGGUUAAGAGCAAGCGAAAGGGCAAGCGCAAACUUAAGCCUAGCAAAGAGAUCACCACUACAUGGCCAGGUCUCUACAGAUUUUCGAAAGCUGAGAUUGACGCUGCCAUCGGCUAUUACCCAGAAAAAAGGUACCUGGGAAGAGGCAGUGCCGGCCAAGUUUACAAAGGCAUUUUGCCAAGCGGACAAGUCGUGGCCAUCAAGCAUAUCAAUCAUAGCAAUACCACUAACUCCUUCACAAGAGAAGUUGAAGGUCUUUCAAGAGUACGGCACCCAAACCUUGUUUGCCUCUUCGGUGUCUGCGUCGAAGGAGGCGAGCAGUAUCUUGUGUAUGAAUAUUGUUCAUCUGGGAAUCUUGCUCAGCAUCUACUAAGAAAAGACUCUGUUUUAACAUGGGAAAUAAGAGUUAAAAUCCUGAGAUAUUGCGCACUUGCACUCAGGUAUCUCCACCGUCAUAUGGAUGGCUGCAUUGUCCAUAGAGAUAUCAAGCUUACGAACAUCCUUUUGACUGAAGACAUGGAACCGAAGCUAUCCGAUUUCGGACUAGCCAAGAUGCUAGGCAUAGAAGAGACCAAAGUAUUUACAGAUGUUAGAGGAACAAUAGGGUACAUGGAUCCAGAAUACAUGAGCAAUGCAAAACUAACAUGUGCCAGUGACAUUUAUAGUUUUGGCAUUGUUGCUCUCCAACUUUUAUCAGGACAGAAGGUCAUUGAGUUGGAUCUAGAUGCAAGAGAGCAGCUCACAAGAAAGGCAAGAGAUGUAAACUUGGGAAAGCGCCCACUUUCAGAUCUUGAAGAUCCACGACUGAAUGGAAAAAUCAACAAGGCAGACUUUGAGUCCAUCUUACAAAUUGCUGUACUGUGUGUUGCCAAAUCAAGCAAAGGCCGGCCAACUAUUGACGAUGUUUUUGAUGAGAUUGACAAGGCUUGGAAGAACACAAUGGCUGAAAUGAGUUCAAAUAAGGAAAUCAGUUCACCAGCGGCACCCCCGUCUAGAUCAUCCUUGGAUGUGGUUUCAGUCUGA
Messenger RNA from Mangifera indica (mango), 1698 nucleotides. Its product is annotated as probable serine/threonine-protein kinase PBL21. Gene Ontology annotation, biological process: protein phosphorylation. Bases 1 to 1698 code for a protein of 565 amino acids. Gene Ontology annotation, molecular function: ATP binding; protein kinase activity. Lineage: Eukaryota; Viridiplantae; Streptophyta; Magnoliopsida; Sapindales; Anacardiaceae. The record is from RefSeq and is a predicted model, not a curated record. The transcript is spliced from 7 exons.